Molecule: messenger RNA, 1872 nt
Organism: Melanotaenia boesemani (Boeseman's rainbowfish)
Lineage: Eukaryota; Metazoa; Chordata; Actinopteri; Atheriniformes; Melanotaeniidae
Gene: bambia
Product: BMP and activin membrane-bound inhibitor (Xenopus laevis) homolog a
Exons: 3
Coding region: 506-1279 (257 amino acids)
Biological process (GO): negative regulation of transforming growth factor beta receptor signaling pathway; positive regulation of canonical Wnt signaling pathway; transforming growth factor beta receptor signaling pathway
Molecular function (GO): frizzled binding
Source: RefSeq, a predicted model, not a curated record
UCUGUCUUUGAGCCUCUAUCUCUUCUGCUAAAUAGUUCCUGUCCGAAGUUUGUGCUCAGUCUCUGCUUCUUUGCAUUAGUUGCUCCUCUUUUUUUAAAAAUCCAGUUUCUUCUCCAGGAAUACAAGUGUGAUGCUUCAAUGUGACCGCGCGGACAGAGAGGUAGAAGAGGAUCGAUGACGGCUUAAAAAAAAUCACGCAUUUUCUAAAGGAGUAUGUUUUUUCAUUUUUCUUUCUCACCAUUCCGACUCGGAGAGAAACUUGGUGUCUUAUCGUAAUGUCGGACCGCAUCUUGAAAGACAAAAGUUAAUUUCUCCGUCUUCAUGAGGGAGAGGAGGCGUUUUGGAUUGAUUCUUUGUUCCUAUCAGGUUUAUGAGCUGCCCUGUUUUCCACCUCAGCUCAAUGUAAAACUUUUUUUCUCUCUCUGUCUCGCGGAUCUCAGCCUGGUGCUCUCUUGCUGCUCCUGCCACUGGAAAAACGAGGACUUUUCUCAGUAACUGGGUGUAAAUGGAUCGCCAGUUAAGUUUAAUUUCCAUCUGGCUACAACUGGAACUGUGUGCCAUGGCCGUUCUUCUGACUAAAGGAGAAAUAAGAUGUUAUUGUGACGCUCCGCACUGCGUGGCCACUGGAUACAUGUGCAAAUCGGAACUGAACGCCUGCUUCACCAAGGUCCUGGACCCGCUCAAUGUCAACUCCCCCCUCACCCACGGGUGUUUAGACCCCGUUGCCAAUGCUGCAGACAUCUGCAGCAGCAGCCAAAGGGCCACAGAUGCCCUGACAGGGGCCCUGGCGCUGGAGUGCUGCCAUGAUGACAUGUGCAACUACAGAGGCUUGCAUGACCUGACGCACACCAGGGACUCAGCAGAUAUCCGGUACCAGUCUGACAACAGCAACAGGAACCUGGUGACCCGGGUUCAGGAGCUGGCCUCGGCCAAGGAGGUGUGGUUCAGGGCAGCAGUGAUCGCUGUGCCCAUCGCGGGCGGCCUCAUCCUGGUGCUGCUCAUCAUGCUGGCGCUGCGGAUGCUGCGCAGCGAGAACAAGCGGCUGCAGGACCAGCGGCAGCAGAUGCUGUCGCGCCUCCACUACAGCUUCCACGGACACCACACCAAAAAGGGUCACGUGGCCAAGCUGGACCUGGAGUGCAUGGUCCCCGUGACGGGCCACGAGAACUGCUGCCUGACCUGCGACAAGAUGAGGCAGGCCGACCUGGGCAACGAUAAAAUCCUGUCUCUGGUCCACUGGGGGAUGUACAGUGGUCACGGCAAGCUAGAGUUUGUAUGACUUCCUGUGGAAAUAACCAGACUCAUCUCUUCGAAUACAGCCAGGACUGCCUUUUUUUAAAGCUUCAAACAGACAUUCCUGUUUUUCCUCCGUCAGUUUGUUUUUGCGGGGACGAUGCAGACUGAUCUCAUGCCAUGUGGUUUUUGCUAGAUGAGCACUUUACUUGAAACUAAAAAGGCAGAGCUGUAUUUAAACCUGAGCGGGCAGGACCGAGGUGGAGUCGGGAGUCUUGUUCCUGCUCCGGAGGAUCCUGGACUUCUCCACACUGAGCGCUGAAGGAUUCCAGAUUUGUCUAAUUUGCACAUUUGUGAAAAACAGAAAAAGAUGAGGAGAAUUUUACACUGACCAGGGUACAAAAAAAGACUUGAGGAGUAAAAAAAAUUCAGUGUUUGACUGUAGGUGUGCACACUCCUCCAUGUACGUUUCAUGAUUCAAGCUUAUUGUAAAGAUUCUAAAUUUAUCUAUAUAUUUUUGUUUGAUAAAACACUGUGUGUGUGUGGAUGUGUGUGUGUGUCAUUCUCUCUGUGAUCAGACUAAAAGCUUGAUUGAGUGUGAAAGAAAAAAAAACUUCCAUUAAAAGUGAUUUUUAUUUA